AUGGCUGAAUUUGCUAUUGCUGAUUCUAAUACACUUGACACGAUGUAUCUGUCCAAGACAGACCCUUCAAGUUGGUCACAUAAAAAUGGAUACUACUCACUUUGCCGCGAAAUUCGCAUGAAAUAUGAUACCACAAAAACCAUAGCCAACUUGGAGGAUGGCGUGAAACGCCAAAAACUUAAUUAUGGCACUGACAGAGUAGGAAGUGGAGGAAGGGAAGGGGAACAGGAAGGAAACGAAAAUACCAUGCAUUAUCUUCCGGAGUUUCUGGGGAAGGAAAUAGCCGCAGAGCUUAUCAGUGAUAUUAAAAGAAGGGCACUAAAACCACCAUCUGUUUGGACGCAUAUAGUUAAAUAUUUAGAUGCAGUCUUGAACACUCCGAAGGAAGGUUUCGAAGAUUCACUGAAGCAGACCAUGAGCGAUGAACCUAAGUUCCAACUGUAUUGUAAGAAAGUCUUGACAGAUUUGAUUGAUGCACAUUCCCAUGCAGCAAAGUUGGCUAGGUUACACUCACAAUCGGGCAUCGUUAAAGUUGAUGCCAACGGAAUACGAAUACAAGACAAUCAAGAAACGUGGCAUCUGGAAGUAGCCGGAUCUCCGUGUAUCUUUUCAAUGAAACAUGCUAAUGAUAAUAUGAAAAUCCAUGAACCUGGAACUUUUAACUUUAAUAGCUGUAUUACGAGAAUACCUGUCGGCUCCCAUACGAUUGGCGAAGAAAUUAAACGUGAUCGAAUUACAUUAUACAGUCUCAAUCUCAUGGAAGGAGGUAAAUUCUUGGCAGAGGAAUUAGAAUCAGCGAAGUUACCAUUUUCUUUUUCUUCCCGAAUGAGAUACAUGGGUAUUUUGAAGAUGAUUGCUCGGUUUCAUGAAGAAAUAAUUGGAAAGCUUGAAGCUAGUCUCUAUGUUGACACAGACGAGUCCCCCAAACCUGGCGAGCAGGAAGGCCUUUCGGACCAUCAAGGUUAUUUUAUUGUUCCCCACAGUGAAUUAAAAUUGAUGUUGAAACCUCCGCCUCCUUUGAAAUAUGCAAGUGGCGAGCAGGCUCGCCGGCCGGCUCCUUCAAGGGUCAUUUGA
This is a messenger RNA of Funneliformis mosseae, 1074 nucleotides long. The record is from the annotation of a GenBank genome assembly. NCBI's taxonomy places the organism in Eukaryota, Fungi, Glomeromycota, Glomeromycetes, Glomerales, Glomeraceae.